Ostrea edulis (European flat oyster) is the source of this 1910-nucleotide messenger RNA. Its product is annotated as ubiquitin-conjugating enzyme E2-17 kDa. The coding region runs from base 152 to 673 and encodes 173 amino acids. Gene Ontology annotation, biological process: protein polyubiquitination; DNA repair; proteasome-mediated ubiquitin-dependent protein catabolic process. The record is from RefSeq and is a predicted model, not a curated record. Lineage: Eukaryota; Metazoa; Mollusca; Bivalvia; Ostreida; Ostreidae. Gene Ontology annotation, cellular component: HULC complex. Gene Ontology annotation, molecular function: ubiquitin conjugating enzyme activity. The transcript is spliced from 5 exons.
UCCGAAUAAUGAACAAUAUCCCGAAAGUCACUAACCCGGAUGUAAACGUCAUAGAGAAAAAAUUUCCCAGUCACAACAAAAUUUGUGGCUCAAAAGUGUUUCAAUUUCUUUACUGUGAUACUCUUGAUUUCUUUUCUUAUUGUUCGAAAAUAUGACUACACCUGCAAGGCGACGAUUAAUGAGAGAUUUUAAGAGGCUUCAAGAAGAUCCUCCCGCAGGUGUCAGUGGUGCCCCAACAGAAAAUAAUAUUAUGCUAUGGAAUGCUGUGAUAUUUGGACCUCAUGAUACCCCAUUUGAAGAUGGUACAUUCAAACUAACAAUAGAAUUUACUGAAGAAUAUCCUAAUAAAGCCCCAACAGUGCGAUUUGUUUCAAAAAUGUUUCAUCCUAAUGUUUAUGCUGAUGGCAGUAUAUGUUUAGAUAUAUUACAAAAUAGAUGGAGUCCCACAUAUGAUGCUUCAGCCAUUUUAACCUCUAUACAAUCUCUUCUUCAUGACCCAAAUCCAAAUAGUCCUGCAAAUAAUGAAGCGGCUCAGUUAUAUAGAGAAAAUAGGCGAGAGUAUGAGAAAAAAGUACAAUGCAUAGUGCAAGAGAGCUGGAAAGAUGAUUCCGAUGAUGACGAUGAAAAUGACGAUGAUGGAGUUGAUGAUGAAGAUGAGGAGAUGAAGUCUUAGCGAACACUGAUACUGAACAUUUGCAUCCAUACUUGUGUGAAAAAUCUCUCUUAAAAAAACAUUCAUCAAUUGUACUUUUAUUUAUAUUUACACUGAUCAUGUGUGUAAUUUAAUUCAGGAUUGUAAAUCUUGUUUUAUGAAGACGCUUUGCAUAAUGAUUUAUAAGCAGUAUACAGUACUUGGGUUGUUAAAUGCUAGCUUUUCCCCUCAUCAUCAUCAUUCCAAAAACAUCCUGCAACAUCUUUUUAUUUUAAUUAAUAAUAUCUUACAACAGAAAUGUCAGUGGACCAGAUGUUUCACUGAGGCUUUUUCAUGGGUUGGUUUAACUAAUUUGAUACAGGGAAGAAAAAUUUAUAAAAUAUGUGUAAUUUGAAAUCAUUGUAUGUACCAAUACAUAGGUUGCAGGAUGUUUUAUACACCAUGCAUUUUUUUUCUCCACUGCUUGACUUUACUUUGGAUUUUUCAGUCAUUGCUGGAUGAACCCAACCCAAACAGUCCCGCAAAUAAUGUAGCAGCCCAGUUAUAUAAAGAAAAUCGUCGUGAAUAUGAAAAACGAGUUAAGGUUGUGGUAGAGGAGAGCUGGAUAUAUCAUGGUGAAGUGGAGUAAUUAAUGUGUGUUCACACAAUAUAUAUAUCAAAACCAUGAUCUGUCUAGUUCUGUGUAUUGUUGAGUGCUAUUUUUUAUACUGUAUUAGAAAUGAGAACUGAUGUUACUGUAUUUUGAGUUUUUCGAGUAUGGGGAAAACAAUUGGUUAAGAUUUAAUUGGGACACAUUAUUGAUUCAUUUAAAAAUGAUUGAUCACAAUAUCAGGCAUUUUGUCCUUCAUGGCUUUUCAUAUAAAAAUACCAAUAUAGUUGUUAUAUUCUGAAUUUUUUUGUGUGUCUGUGAAAAUCUUUCCCUAUGAAGUUUGAAGCAUGUACAUUUUCUACUUAAUGCGAUACCUAGGAAUUGUAUGUUGGCUUGUGUCUUGUGUCUUUCACAUAUAUCUAAAUGAUACUAUUAAUGACUCAUUGAUUAUCAUGUUCUGUCAUUUCAUAGACUUUUUUUACUAUCAAGAAAAGUAACUUGGAUUCAACGUAUUGUUGAAGAUUGAUGAUAUUCCACAUGUACUGAUCAUUAAGUACUUUGUACUUGGUAUGCUGCACUUGUUAUGUGCUAUGCGGGUGCAUUUUUAUGUGUAGAUCAAAGUUUGUUGUUAAGUCAUAAAAAUAAAAUAUAAUUGAAUUACAAUGAAAA